CUCUGUGUCUGUGUCAGUGUGAGCAGUGCAAUGGCUGAAGGUGGAGGUUUACUGGAUCAGGACCAGUUGAGCUGUUCGAUCUGUCUGGAUCUACUGAAGGAUCCGGUAACUAUUCCCUGUGGGCACAGUUACUGUAUGGGCUGUAUUAAAGGCUACUGGGAUCAGGAUGAUCAUACUGGUGUCUACAGCUGUCCCCAGUGCAGAGAGACCUUCACCCCAAGGCCUGUUUUAAGAAAAAACACCAUGCUGGCUGAAGUGGUGGAGAAACUGAAGAAGACAGGACUCCAAGCUGCUCCUCCUGCUCACUGUUACGGUGGACCUGGAGACGUGGUGUGUGAUGUCUGCACUGGGAGAAAGCACAAAGCCAUCAAGUCCUGCCUGGCGUGUCUGGUCUCUUACUGUGAAACUCACCUCAGACUUCAUGAUGAACUGAACCCUGGAAAGAGACACACACUGACUGAUGCCUCUGGACACCUGCAGGAGAAGAUCUGCUCUCAGCAUGACAAACUGCUUGAGUUUUACUGUCGUAGUGAUCAGCAGUUUCUCUGCUCUCUCUGUACAGUUGAAGAACACAGAGGCCAUGAUACAGUCUCAACAGUGGCAGAGUGGACUGAGAAACAGAUGCAGCUGGGGGUGACACAGGGCCAAUUCCAGCAGAGAAUCCAGGAGAGAGAGAAGGAGCUGCAGGAUCUGAGACAGGCUGUGCAGUCACUCAAGAGCUCUGCACAGGUAGCAGUGGAGGACAGUGAGAGGAUCUUUACUGAGAUGAUCCGCUCCAUUGAGAGAAGGUGCUCUGAGGUGAAAGAGCUGAUCAGAGAUCAGGAGAAGGCUGAAGUGAGUCGGGCUGAAGGACUCCUGGAGCGACUGGAGCAGGAGAUUGCUGAGCUGAGGAGGAGAGACGCUGAGCUGGAGCAGCUUUCACACACAGAGGAUCACAUCCAUUUCCUUCAGAAAUAUCAGUCUCUGUGUGCCCCCCCUGGACCUGGAGACUUACCCAGCAUCACUUUCAAUCCACACGUCUCCUUUGACGUUGCAAGCAAAUCUGUUUCUGAACUGAAAGAGCGACUGGAGGACUUCUGCAAUGAAGGAUUACUCAAGAUAACUGAAUCAGUGAAAGAGGUUGAUAUUCUGCCAGUUCCACAACCCACAGAUAGGGAGGAUUUCUCACAAUAUUACUGUCGUCUGACACUGGACCCCGACACAGCCAAUUCAUCUCUCUCUCUGUCUGAGGGGAGGAGAGAGGUUACCUGUGCCAAAACCGCCCAGUCAUAUCCUGAUCAUCCAGAGAGAUUUGACUACUGGGACCAGGUGCUAUGCAGAGAGGGUCUGUCUGGACGCUGUUACUGGGAGGCUGAGUGGAGUGGGAGAGGGGAUGUUUACAUAGCAGUGUCAUAUGUGGGGAUCAUCAGGAAAGGGUGGGCUUAUGAUGCUCUCUUUGGAUAUAAUAAGAAGUCCUGGAGCCUGUGUUGCUCUCAUUCCAAAUGUCAUUUCUAUCACAACAAAAAAUGCACAAGACUCCCUGUCCCUCCCUCCUCCAGAAUAGGAGUGUACCUGGAUCACAGGGCAGGAACUCUGUCCUUCUACAGCGUCUCUGACACAAUGACCCUCCUGCACAGAGUCCAGACCACAUUCACUCAGCCCCUCUAUCCUGGGUUCUAUGCCAACACAGCAGGGUCUACCGUUAAGCUGUGCCCAGUGGGUUUAGAGGAUUCAGAUUCAGAUUCAGACUCAAGUUUCAUACCAAUCUUCCUUUCAGAGGUGUAAAAUAAAGUGUACCUGGAACCAAACAGUGCAAUGUAAAAAUAGAAAUAAAAAAAAUGAAAAAAAGAAAUAAAAAAUAUGAGAAAAAAAGGAGGUGGGACAAUUGCUUUCGACUCCCAACUGACGUUUGAUAGGCAUCUACGGACAUCUUGCAAAACCAAAACAAACUUGACCUGCGUUCGUACGACACCACAUACCCCUCAAUGCAGCUCAGCUGUUUAUGCACUCCGUGGUAUUUUCACACUUAUCAUACUGAUUAUCAUACACUUAUCAUACUGUAGAGAGCCAGGCCUCCCAGCCAACAAUCAAACCUAUCUCACAAACUGGCAUUGAAAACAAUGGAUCAGAAACCAAUUAAAUGGCAUCACUCAGGUUUGACAGUUUUAUUCACUCUUUCCUUCAUUAAAUUUUUUUUUUUUUUAAAUGUGUGAACAAUAUAUCGCCAGCUAUGCUCAGCCAAUCUGGAUCUAAUCAGAGUGGUGGUAGAUCCACCACGAGAGGCUGGGUGAGUGGCAUAAUGUAAAACAACCUUUGGUCAGCCGUCCUUUUCAGUUACGCAUAGAUGCCAAAAUAAAAACACCAGGAGUCCAAAGAGCUUUUACAGGGAGGCCGGUAGCAUAGUGGUUAAGGUAUGUGACUGGGACCCAUACCAUGUUCGAUCCCCGGUGUAGCCACAAGAAGAUCCACACAGCCGUUCGGCCUUUAACCCUGCAUUGCUCCAGGGGAGGAUUGUCUCCUGCUGAGUCUGAUCAACUGUACGUUGCUCUGGAUAAAAGCGUCAGCCAAAUGUAAUGUAAAUGUAAUGUCUGUUUCAUGUCUUUAACCUGCAGCAAUGUCUAUUCGUAAUCUUCAUGCGUGUUUUGCUAGUUACGGACUUGAUGCUUUUUAACCUGUGGAAGAACCUAUGUACUUGUAAGUCGUUUUGGAUUAAAAUUGUCUGCCAAAUGACAAAAAUGUCAAAUGUAACGUAAAUGUAAUGUCUGUUUCAUGUUUUUACCUGUAACAAUGUCUAUUUGUA
Conger conger (European conger) is the source of this 2779-nucleotide messenger RNA. Its product is annotated as tripartite motif-containing protein 16-like. The record is from RefSeq and is a predicted model, not a curated record. Gene Ontology annotation, molecular function: zinc ion binding; protein binding. Lineage: Eukaryota; Metazoa; Chordata; Actinopteri; Anguilliformes; Congridae. The transcript is spliced from 6 exons. The coding region runs from base 31 to 1764 and encodes 577 amino acids.